Molecule: messenger RNA, 2854 nt
Organism: Mirounga angustirostris (Northern elephant seal)
Lineage: Eukaryota; Metazoa; Chordata; Mammalia; Carnivora; Phocidae
Gene: MAVS
Product: mitochondrial antiviral signaling protein
Exons: 7
Coding region: 184-1737 (517 amino acids)
Source: RefSeq, a predicted model, not a curated record
AAUAUAAAUUGGAUGAUGGCAGAGAUCUUGUCCCUCUUAUUCCCUGCAGCUCUCCCUGAGGGGGGAGGCAGGUAAGAAACUCACAGACAACCCCAUCUAUAAUUGCAAGUUGUGUCUUUUUUUCCCUCUCCGUCUGUCCUUUUAUGGGCCAGAGCCUUCUGUCACUUCGGAACCUGGACAGCGAUGACGUUUGCCGAGGAUAAGACGUACGAGUAUAUCCGCCACCAUUACAGCAAUUUUGUUGACCGCGUUCAUGUUCCCGAGAUCCUGCCUUACCUGUCCUGCCUCACCACAAGUGACCAGGACCGACUGCGGGCCUCUUGCCAGCUCUCUGGGAACCAGGGCACCCUCUGGGAGCUCUUCAACAGCCUUCGGCGGCGGAUCGGCUGGGUGGAAUCCCUCAUCAAGGCGCUGAGGGCCUGUGAGCUGGUGGAUCUCGCUGACGAAGUGGCCUGCGUCUACCAGAGCAACCUGCCUGAGGUCCAGAGGCCACAGUUAGCUCCUGCUGAGAUUCCACAGCCCUCCAGACCUGCUGUGGCUCCCAGUGCCCCCUACAACGGCUACAGAGAGGAGGAGCCAAGUUUCCCCAUGCCUGUCCAGGACACCCGGCCACCAGAGUCCCUGGAAGAGAGUUCAAAGCAAGUUCCACAGAUGCCCCAUUUUGGGGCUGUCCUGAGGAGGCCAUCCGGCCCCCCGGAGCCCUCCUCUGACAUGGCGGCCUUCAGCCCUCUGACCUGCAGUGGGCAUCAAGAGCAGGACACAGAACUGGGCAGUGCCCACAUAGCAGGCGUGGCCUCCAGCCUCACCUCACCCUGUGGGCCUGUGUCUCCGACUGACUCCUUCCAGCCCUUGACCCGUUCCAUCCCCAGGGCGAGCCCUUGGCCUGCACCCUCCGUGUCAGCUCCACCUUCUGGCACCUCCUCCUUUUCCACGGGCCCGGCCUGUGCAAGGGGUGCUGGUGACCCCGGUGAGCCUGGUGUCUGCCCCGGCGGGGCAGGGCUGUCUACCAGCUCACUGACCACCAGCACAGCACCCUCUGGGGUGCCUGCCAACUCAGCAUUUGACAGAACAGUGCCUUCCAAGUUGCCUGCCCACUCAAAACCCUCAGGGGCAGUGGCCACGAAUGUGCUCACGAGUCUGCCACCGUCCAAACUGCCCAUCACCUCAGUACGUGCUGGCACAGCGCCACCCAGAGUGCUUGCGGGCCUGGUGCCUGAGCACAGGAUGUCCGCGAGCACGGUGCCCAGCAAGGUGCCCGCCAGCACAGUGCCCGCCAUCAGGAGCAACAUACCCUCGGGGGAGACUGCAGCGGCUCCAGUACCCGCCCGCGUCUCUGCCAGAGACAGCUUGCCUGGGCUAGACCCCAGCUCUGCUGUCUGGGGCCCCGAGUUGGAGCUGAGCAAGCCGGGCAGGCUGACCUCCCGGGUGGACAGUGAGCCAUUCUCGGGCUGCUCUGUGGACCUGGCCCUCAGCUACAGCAUGUCCUUGGACGCGGGGCCUGACAAUGCCCCAGAGGAGAACGAGUACCCGUUGGUGGAUUCCAUUCGGAUCCAAGUGGCCCAGGACCCCAGCAUCGAGCUGCUGGAGGGUAAUCCUGGGCCGCGUGCCACCCCACAGCCCCUGGAGGAGGAGUCCGUCCAGGCCAGCCUCUGGGCUCCAUGGCUCGGGGCAGCUGCCGCUGGGGUGCUCCUGGCCAUGCUCCUGACCAUGGUAUACAGGCGGCGCCUACUACAGUGAAGCUCUGGGCCCUCUCUGCCAUGGAUCUGCUCCCUUCCCCAUGGGGCAUCCAGCCCAAGCAUGGACUGUGCUGUCUUCCUGCCUUGUCCCUUUUGUGGGGCUGGUGGAGCCUGGGUCAGAGGGGAGCCAGGGGGCCUCAGGCCAGAUUUCUGUCCCAGCUCAUGCCCUCCCCAUGUGCUCCAGACCUCACCCACCCUGCAGUCUGGGUUGGCACCUUUAUUCUCUGGAGGUGAGGUACCCCCAUCCGGGCUGUAUACCCUCUUGUCCAAGUCCACAGAUCAGGAGGUGCCGCUGGAUUGUGCAGGGGAUCAUCAGUGCCCCCAUCCUGCCCUGGUGCCUGGUGCGCAGCAGGGUGGGGGACCCCACAGGACCUUGCUCCAGACCCCAAAAGCCCAGCCAAUGCUCCAGGAGUAUCAGGGUGGUCCAUCUCCAGGGAUAUGGCUGCUUGAGGUCCGUCAAGAAGUGGAGGAGGUCCAGACAUUCUCCUGGACCCUGGGGAACGUAAGGCAGCUGCUAGGCUAAGGACUGCCUCUGAAGCCCCUCUCCAGCCUCCUCACCCCCCUCUUCCUUUUCCUUCCCUUCUGGUCUCCAUGCUCUUUAGCUGGGGGGGAGGGGGAGAGGGAUUUGGGGAGGAGAGGCCUGCCGGGCUGAGCUUAGACCAAGGUUUGGAUUUCAGCUCCACCACUUCCUGGGCUGUGUGGCCUUGGCAGAUGACCAGACUUCUCUGGUCUUGCUUCCCCACAUGGGUAGUGAAUAUCAUGGCUCAUCUCCACUGGGUUCUUCUGAGAUUGAAGCCCACAAGUGUUUGUCAAGUGCCUGACCCAGAGUCGGUGAACACUGAUAGCUUCCCCUACCUCUCCCCUGCGCCACGUGGUAGACAUGAGGGUAUAAGAGGCAGAGUGCCCAGUGGGUAAGGGUGCCACUCUGCAGUGUGGGGUGGCCUAGGCCUGCACCCCACUCUUAACUUUCACUCUGUGCUCUGUCACUCUGUGCUCUUGAUUAACCUCUCCGUGCCUCCGUUUCCUCAGCUGUAAAAUGGGGAUGAAUAGUAAAACUUCCUAUGUAUAAAAACAUAGAUCUCCUAGUGUUGAGGAUUAAAUGAGUUUAUCUACAUCAA